Acanthosepion pharaonis is the source of this 807-nucleotide messenger RNA. NCBI's taxonomy places the organism in Eukaryota, Metazoa, Mollusca, Cephalopoda, Sepiida, Sepiidae. The record is from the annotation of a GenBank genome assembly.
AUGUCGUCUUUCAUUCUUUUGUUUCUUUGCUUAUUUACAUCUAUCUAUCUAUCUAUCUAUCUAUCUAUCUAUUUCGUAUUUGUCCUAUCUAUCUAUCUAUCUAUCUAUCUAUCUAUCUAUCUAUCUAUCUAUCUAAUUGAAAUCAUAGCGCUUUGCCAUUACUCUUUAGGAGAAAUAAAUGCAGAAUCUAUCUGGCUAUCUAUCUAUCUCUGUAUAUUUUCGGUUUAUUUCUGUCCAUAUUUAUGUAUAUAUAUUUCUCACUCUGCUAAUAUCUAUCUAUCUAUCUAUCUAUCUAUCUAUCUAUCUGCUUUACUUCUUAUAUUCAUAUCUAUCUAUUUUUUAUAUCUUUUCAGUAUAUUCAUAUCAUCUAUCUAUCUAUCUAUCUGCUUUAUCUUAUAUUCAUAUCUAUCUAUCUAUAGAACAAUGAUGAAGUUGGUUUUGAAGCUGAACGCGAAAAAAAGAUUUGUGUGUCAAAUUCCCCGAAACUUCUUUCCUCAUUAUGUAUAUGUAAUCUAUCUAUCUAUCUAUCUAUCUAUCUAUCUAUCUAUCUAUCUAUCUAUCUAUCUAUCUCAGUCUUUUCAUAUCUAUCUAUCUAUCUAUCUAUCUAUCUAUCUCAUCUAUCUUUUCUAUCUCAGUCUUUCAUAUCUAUCUAUCUAUCUAUCUAUCUAUCUAUCUAUCUAUCUAUCUAUCAUCUAUCUUUAUCUAUCUAUCUAUCUCAGUCUUUCUAUCUAUCUAUCUAUCUAUAUCUAUCUAUCUAUCUAUCUAUCUAUCUAUCUGUGUGUGAACGUGUUCAAUUUGACGAGAUAA